CACCGCUCCUCACCCGGUCUCCGCGGCCACGUGGGGAAACGGUGAGGUUCGCGGCUGUCACCGGCUGCGGCGCCUCUGGUCCCUUUCGGCCGCCGUACGUGCGCAGGCGCUUUGGCGCCGCCUCGCCUCGGCCUCCCUCAGCCCUGUGAACUGCUCCCGGGGUGACCAAGGGUGACCGUGAGUGCAGGUCAGAGAAACAUGGCAGCAAGGAGAAUUGCCCAGGAGACUUUUGAUGCUGUAUUGCAGGAAAAGGCUAACCGAUAUCAUAUGGACCCCAGUGGUGAGGCUGUAGGCGAAGCUCUUCAGUUUAAAGCUCAAGAUCUUCUAAGGACAGUCCCAAGAGCCAGAGCAGAUAUGUAUGAUGACAUUCAUAGCAACAGCAGAUACACUCUGGGCGGAUCUGUAGCUCAUCCUCAAGACACUGGGAGAGAAGGCCUGAGAGGUGAUAUAUUUCCAGGACCUUCCUUCAGAUCAAGCAACGCUUCUGUAAGUGACGACGGCUACUUUCGCAAAGAAUGUGGUCGGGACCUGGAAUUUUCCCACCCUGACUCCCGAGACCAGGUCUUCGGCCACCGGAAAUUGGGACAUUUCCGUUCUCAGGACUGGAAAUUUGCACUCCGUGGCUCUUGGGAACAAGACUUUGGCCAUUCAGUUUCUCAAGAAUCCUCCUGGUCACAGGAGUAUAGUUUUGGUCCUUCUGCAUUACUGGGGGACUUUGGCUCCUCCAGGCUGAUUGAGAAAGAGUGUUUGGAGAAAGAGAGUCGGGAUUACGACGUGGACCGUCCGGGAGAGGCAGACACUGUGCUCCGGGGCAGCAGCCAAGUCCAGGGCAGAGGCCGAGGUCUAAACAUCGUUGACCAGGAGGGUGCCCUCCUAGGAAAGGGGGAGACUCAAGGCCUGCUCACGCCUAAAGGAGGGGUCGGGAAACUUGUCAUGCUGAGAAACAUGAGCACAAAACAGGUGCCCACUGUAAGUUGUAUCACUCCCAAAACUCAGGGCACUGACCAAAUUCAGAAGACCACCCCAAGUCCUGAUCUGACGCUGGGGACAAACCCAGGGACGGAAGAUGUCCAAUUCCCCACUCAGAAAAUCCCUUUGGGGCUUAAUCUGAAGGAUAUUCGGCUCCCCAGAAGAAAGAUGAGCUUCGAUCUGAUAGAUAAGUCUGAUGUUUUUUCGAGGUUUGGGAUAGAAAUAAUCAAAUGGGCAGGAUUCCACACCAUAAAAGAUGAUGUUAAAUUUUCCCAGCUUUUCCAGACUCUCUUUGAACUUGAAACCGAAACCUGUGCUAAAAUGCUCGCCUCAUUCAAAUGCUCCUUAAAACCAGAGCACAGAGAUUUUUGCUUUUUUACUAUCAAAUUUUUAAAGCACUCUGCUUUGAAAACACCCAGAGUUGAUAACGAGUUUUUAAACAUGCUUUUAGACAAAGGUGCUGUGAAGACCAAAAAUUGCUUUUUUGAAAUCAUAAAGCCCUUUGAUAAAUACAUAAUGAGGCUACAAGACCGGCUGCUGAAGAGUGUCACACCCCUGCUCAUGGCCUGCAAUGCCUAUGAGCUGAGUGUCAAGAUGAAGACCCUCAGUAACCCCCUGGACUUGGCUAUUGCCCUGGAGACCACCAAUUCUCUCUGCCGGAAGUCUUUAGCUCUUUUGGGACAGACGUUCUCCUUGGCCUCUUCUUUCCGGCAAGAGAAAAUCUUAGAAGCCGUCGGCCUCCAAGAUAUAGCUCCCUCUCCUGCCGCAUUUCCAAACUUUGAGGACUCUACUCUGUUUGGGAGAGAGUACAUCGAUCACCUGAAGGCCUGGCUGGUCAGCAGUGGGUGUCCACUCCAGGUCAAGAAAGCCGAACCCGAGCCAACCCAAGAUCAGGAGAAAACGGUUCCUCCUACCAAACCUGAAAUUCAGGCUAAGGCUCUGAGUGGUCUGAGUGAUGAGGUCCCCCAGCGAGCAGACCACAAGGUGGUGGACACCAUUGACCAGCUGGUCACACGUGUUGUUGGAGGCAGCCUGUCUCCCAAAGAAAGAGCUCUUCUCAAGGAGGACCCUGCUUACUGGUUUUUAUCUGAUGACAGUAGUCUGGAGUAUAAAUAUUAUAAGCUGAAGCUGGCAGAAAUGCAGCGGAUGAGCCAGAACUUGCCAGGAGCAGAUCAGAAGCCGAUGGCGGCAGAGUGUGCAGUCCGGGCCAUGCUAUAUUCCCGGGCGGUCCGGAGCCUCAAGAAGAGGCUCCUACCAGGGCGGCGGCGUGGGAUGCUUCGAGCUCAAGGACCCCGGGGCUGUAAAGUGAGGAGAGCGACCACCGGGACCCAGACACUCCUCUCCUCAGGCACCAGGCUGAAACACCAUGGCCGGCAGGCUCCAGGCUCUUUGCAGGGAAAGCCGCCUCAACCAGAUGGCAAUGAUGCUGCCAAGGACUGCCCGCCAGACCCAGCCGGACCCUCUCCUCGGGACCCCAGCCCAGAAGCCUCAGGCCCAUCCUCCAAGCCAGCAGGAGUGGAUGUCUCCGAAGCCCCUCAGACCUCUUCUCCCUGCCUGUCUACUGAUGUUGAUACGAAGACAAUGGAGACUGCAGAGAAACUGGCCAAAUUUGUUGCUCAGGUGGGACCAGAGAUUGAACAAUUCAGCAUAGAAAACAGCAUUGACAACCCUGACCUUUGGUUUCUACAUGACCAAAACAGUUCAGCUUUCAAAUUCUAUCGAAAGAAAGUAUUUGAACUGUGCCCAUCGAUUUGCUUUACGUCAUCUCCUCUGAACCUUCCUGCCAGCAAGAGCACCGAUUCUCAGGAGAGCCCCCUGGAGCCCAUGGAGGGGGAAGGAGAGUUUGAGGAUGAGCCCUCUCAGCACAAGGCUGAGCUGGAGAGCCCAGAGGUGAUGCCUGAGGAAGACGAGGACGAGGAGGAGGAUGAGGAGGACGAGGAAGGGAGUGAGGAGGCCCCCACUCCUGGAGGGGCCUCCAGGCCGGCAGGAGGGUCGACCAAGUCUGAGGGCUCGGAGGGCAGCCCCCCAGCUGAUGGCCUCCUGAGUGGGGUGACCGAGGAUGGCCCGGCUGGUGCGCCUGCCCUGUCACAGUCCUCCUCAGGGGCCUGCUUCCCCCGGAAGAGAGUCAGCAGCAAGUCGCUGAAGGUCGGCAUGAUUCCGGCUCCCAAGAGGCUGUGUCUCAUCCAGGAGCCCAAAGUUCACGAACCAGUUCGAAUUGCCUAUGACAGGCCUCGGGGUCGUCCCGUGACCAAGAAGAAGAAACCCCAGGACUUUGAUUUCGCCCAGCAGAAACUGACCGACAAGAACCUGGGGUUCCAGAUGCUACAGAAGAUGGGCUGGAAGGAGGGUCACGGCCUGGGCUCCUGUGGGAAGGGCAUCAGGGAGCCUGUCAGUGUGGGAACUGCCUCGGAAGGGGAGGGGUUGGGUGCCGACGGGCAGGAGCACAAAGAAGACACGUUUGACGUGUUCCGUCAGAGGAUGAUGCAGAUGUACAGACACAAACGGGCCAACAAAUAGUUCCAGGGUCUCUUCCAUGAGGACGACAGGCAUCCGGAAAGUGCUAACUCACCACUUUGGGUGCUUACUGUCUCUGCCUUGUUUCCAUCACUGGAAAUCAUAUAGAGAAAUUUAGCGUUUUUGGUCCUUGGUAAAACCUAGAAGACGUUUGUGAUGUUACAAAAUGGAAGCUUUGGGUUUUGUUUCUUUUUUUUUAAUCUAAGAAGUUGUGGAUGUUGUUAAUCAUUUAGCAGUUGAAAUAAAUGUAGAGGAAACCUAA
Molecule: messenger RNA, 3745 nt
Organism: Lagenorhynchus albirostris (white-beaked dolphin)
Lineage: Eukaryota; Metazoa; Chordata; Mammalia; Artiodactyla; Delphinidae
Gene: SUGP2
Product: SURP and G-patch domain containing 2
Exons: 11
Coding region: 199-3486 (1095 amino acids)
Biological process (GO): RNA processing
Cellular component (GO): nucleoplasm
Molecular function (GO): RNA binding
Source: RefSeq, a predicted model, not a curated record